Cladocopium goreaui is the source of this 7914-nucleotide messenger RNA. The record is from the annotation of a GenBank genome assembly. NCBI's taxonomy places the organism in Eukaryota, Dinophyceae, Suessiales, Symbiodiniaceae.
AUGACUGAAAAAGGCCAUGCUUCGUUGCAAUUGCCGCCCACCGCUGCUUCCACCACCAUCGACGAUGAUGUGCACCGUCACACAAGUCAGGAGCCGUUGCGGGCUGCGGCUUCCUCGCGAGGUUGGACUCCAUGGAGGUGGAGUUGGACAAGUUGGACGACAAGAUCAGCGUCUCAAAUUGACAUGGCUGUGAUCUGGGUGACCAAAGCUUCCAAGGGCAGCACCCAGUGGACGGACGAUGGAACGCAACGGCAACUGAGUCACUAUCGCUUCCGGAAGAAGAUGAAACCUCUGACGGUGCUCAUUAAGACCAUCUACUUGGGUCUGGCCUUCUUCGAAAUUCCAUCCUGGUGCCUGAACCGGUCCAGGACGUAUUGCCUGGAACGCCAAGGGAUGUAUAGCUGGGGCAUCCCCGAGUUACCAUUUCAGGCUUCUAAUGCCAUCGACAUCUUUUGUCUCAUCUAUUUAGCACAGUGCUUCUGCCAUAGGCAUUGGUCCUUAGGAAAUGCCUCAAGAAGGCGAUGUUGGCACGUGCUGCGCAUCCUGCUGGUGCUUCUGGCACUGGUGGAUUGUGGUGUUGCCGUCUUCAACACCGUUGGAAUUGUGCCUGGCUCCUUUCGCGUUUGCCGCGUCUGUCGGCCAUUGAUCUUGAUGUGUGCCACAAAGUUCCUGCGAAGGACUUUGAACCGACUUUGGCUUGCAUUUCUGGAUUUCUGGACAGUGCUGGCCUCGCUCGCCCUCUGCGUGAUCUUCUUUGUUUGGCUGGGCUUGGUGAUCUUCGCACGGUCCAAGGAGGGCCAGGACCACUUCGCGGACUGGUCCACGUCCCUGGCAUCGCUCUGGAUAUUGUUCACCACGGCCAACUUUCCGGACGUCAUGAUCGAUGGCUACAACAACCUCCGAGUGUCCUUUUUCUUCUUUUUUUUCUAUUUGGUGAUCUCCCUCUACUUGCUGAACAACAUCCUGUUGGCGGCCGUGUAUGACGCCUACAAAGUGCAACUGCGUGUGCAACUGCAGACCUUCUACCGCAAGAAGGCGCAUUCCAUCGAGCGUGCCUUCCGUCUACUAGCCACCUCUCGCGUUGAGGAGGUGGCCAUGACAAGGCAUGCCAGGUUUCAGGACGGGGACGGCGACCCCCUGCAGAGUGACCCCCUGGGGAUCGACUUCCAAAAAUGGAUGGCGUUCUUCACCGCCUACUGCGCGGCCACUACGGGGGACCUCCGCAGCCUGCGGGACCAGCAGUUCGUGCAGCAGCAGGCGGUGCAGACCUUUGAAGCGUUGGAUACCGAUGGGAGUGGCAUGAUUACCAAGGAGGAGUUCAAGUUGGUGGUGCAUGUGCUCUCAGAUCCCCAGGUCUACAUUCCCUUGCGUCCAAUCCCGGAAGUCGGGAGCACUGGUUGGGGACGACACUUGCGGAAGAUCUUCAAAGAAGGUCUACCCCUCUGUGGCCGAAGACUCCCCUGGUGGGUGUUGAUUGAUUUGGUGGUUCUCUUGGAGAUCGCCUUGGCGUUUCUUCAGACCUGUGUUUUCGUCUCUCCACUGGGUGGUAAAUUCAAUGAUCAGCCCCUGUUGCCAGGGAGCGUGUGGUUUCGAUUGCUGACCUGCACCACCGUCAUCUUCUUUCUGGACACGUCUUUGCGCAUCGUCACCUUUGGAGCCGAACGCUACUGGAAUCGAAGACGCUUAAGGCAUCGCUUCGAUGUGCUGAGCAUUUCGGCCUUGUGUGCCAUGGAGAUUGCAGUCUGUUGUUUCCACAGCCCUCCUGACUAUCUGCUGCGAACUGUUCUGGCGCUGCAUAUUUCUCGGGGUCUCUGCCUCACUCAGCAUAUUCAGCCCUUGCGCUAUCUGGCGGCUUUGGUGGCUCACCUCGUUCCAGUUUACCACCAGUUAGGCUUCCUGCUCUUCCUGGUCUACUAUGUCUUCGCCACCAUCGGCGUCCAGAUUUUUGGGGGCCAGAUCUAUGAGGGCAACCCGAAACUGGACGGCAGUGCCUUCGCGGAGGGCGCCUAUUGGAGUCUGAACUUCAACGACUUCCCCUCCGGACUCGUCACCCUGUUUUGUUUGAUGGUGGUCAACAACUGGUUCGUGGUGGCAGAUGGCUUUUUGCGCGUCACCAACAAAUCGGCCUCCAUUUUCUUUGUCUCUUUCUUCGUGAUCACCAACCUGGUGGUGCUGAACAUUUUGAUGACGCUGAUUUUGGAAUCCUCCGCCGCAGUGCAGCAGGAGCUGCAGGCGAAAGUCCCCGACGUGCCGGACGACUCGGCCGACGCGCCGCAAAGGACCUGGAGCCGAGGUGCCCGGGAGUUCGUGUUGCAACGUAUGCUGCUGAACGACGACGAACGCCUGGACAGCAUCGUCUCAGGCACCUCGGGGCACCUUCGGACACCCACCGCCGGCCGACACGGCAGAAAAUCAGUUGACAUCACCAGCCCACCUGGUCCCACAGUCAAGGCCGCGUGCCAUGGUGCCAAGGAGAAGACCUGCGAUGUGACGAUGUGUGAAAAAAACGAGGGCAAGACUGGGCCUUUUCACCUCAACGAGGCUCAGGAUGUCGUUGAAACGAGACGACCCGACUUCAAACGAUUUAUGGAGGAGAAAGAAGCGUUUUUCGCCGCCUCCCACCGAAGGCUACAAGAGGACGUUGCGACGGAGGAUGUGGUCGAUAUUCAGUACAGUAACCUCACCUGGAUUCCACCCUUAGAUCAGAGUCCCCCCGGGGCCUUCGGUGGUGCAUGUCUUUAUGCUGGCGCCAAUUACACGUCUUGGCGAAUUCACACCGACAAGAACAUGACGGACAACAGUGCCCGUCUACGGGUCGUGAGGCCCAACUUGCAAACACCUGGCGCACCGGCGGGGCAUUGUUUGAUUGAGGAGUACAACUUCAUCGACGUCGUCCCGCCGUUGGACGGUAGCGUGACCUUCCGCGCGCAGCUGACGGAAGUGUGGUAUACUGGUGGAAUCAGUUUCUCCCAGGGGGGACAGGUGCAACUCUGUCUAUCUCCCCUAGGGACGUUCGCAGACCCCGUGCUGCGUGCGCUGGGAGAUGCAGCGCUGGUGCCGGAUGGCUACACCGAAUGGCGGAUUUUGGGAGCCAUGGAUUCCUGCCCCUCUGGACCAGGUUGUUUGUCCAUGCGGCGCUUCUUCUGCUUUUUGCCCCACACGUACUACACCAGAUACGUCCAGACCGACCUGGAAUGCGAUAUGUUUUUGCAAGCGACGAGUUCGCCCUUGCUCUAUUCGCGGAUGGCUGUGAUGGACGACGUGCAGUGUGGGAGGCGAACAGGGAUGGCGAUGCUCCCCAACUUCCAAAACCGCUGGGAAAGGAUUGUUGAUCCCAUUUCCUUGAUCGAACUGGGGGAGACCCGUUCAGACCAGACCUUGGGAUUUCAUUACCUACUCUGCUUCUGUCCUGCCUUUGAUGCCUCAGAAGGGAUCUUCCCAGUGAUCGAUGGCGUUUGCGGACAGUUCGAUGACUUUGUACAGCAGGUUGGAGUGGUGGAUGGUUUGAUGACCACCUUCCUCAAUGUCGACUUUGUGGUGGUGGAGCAGAUCGUGCCCAUGACGCGCUUCACCAUACGUGUCGAUUGUGGUGGCGGCUUCGACAGUUGCGACGACAACGACUUCUCCAGCAUCAAGGUGAUUCCUCGUUCCUGGUCGGCCACGCGCUCUUCCAUCGGCUACAUGCAUUGGAACACCAGCAACACCUGUCCUGAGGCCAUUGAAACCACCCAGUGGUAUUCUCCGGUGAAUUGCCAGGAAGACGGUUCGCGCACCGCGGAGAACUGCAAGGCCAGUGGUGGUAGCAACAUGACGGAUAAGGUCUUUGGAUACAAUGAGAUCAAAUUUUUGCCCAAAGUGGAUGCUGACAACGCCGGAGUUGCGCAGUUCUUUGAUAUUUGCUUCGUUCACAAGGAUCCGGGCGUGGACGGUCUGAACAUCCGAUCCUUUGAACCAUACAGUGACGCUGCGAUGCAAGAGACGACAAGGACCUUCUUUAAGGUGGGUCAGUUGGUGGUGGAACCGAUUUGGCUCUACGGCACCGAUGGGUGGGUCAUGACGCGUCCCAAUGAGAUCCGCCUGGGUCCUCCGGACCUGUCGCGCACGAGCAACCUGCAUGGCAGUCUGCUGGAGGGCUACCUGGCCAACGGGACGGAUCCAAUGGGGCCGAUGAUCAAGGUGAUCCUGGAAGAUCAGACCACGGGGUCCCUGGACGCCUACGGCUGUUUUGGAUUUAUCCCCAACGAGGCCUCCGUGGCGGGUGUCUACUGUUCCAAUCGCUCCUGGUGUACUCCGCGCGCCACCAAAGUGGGCCAGGAGCUGGUGUUGGAUGGAGGGAACCCGGAUCAUCGCAUCACGGUCCUGAAGGCGGGUGUAACCUCGGUCUGCUACUGUGAGGCAUGGCCUGCCGACGGAAGGGAGCGGUGCAACCGGGUGGAGGAUUGGAUCCUCGUGGGCAAGUUUUUGGUUUCUGGACCCAGAGGGAACCAGGAGUGGACAUUGGACACUGGGAUGAUACAAAGCCUCGAAGUGGAAGGUUGGGGCCUGCGUGAAACCAAUACCAUCCGUAUCCUCGAGAAGGGUCAGACCUGCCGUGAUGAGGGAUUUCUCCAAGUGGCUAACCAUGUGAAGUGGUGUUCAGCGAGGAAUAAGGGCAUUUGUGUGAUGCACGCGCAAGGGACCAAUGCCACAAGCAUCUUCGAUCUGCCCGGCAUCUUAUGGCGCCACAACAGUACGGAUCCACCAGCCUACAUCUACCUCAUUGAACAAGCGGAGGAUGGCCGAGGUACUUUCCUCCACUUUCCCGUGGUGCCGGUCAUCAGGCAGUUCGACACCAUUGUCAUCGAAGAGAACGUUGUGCCCCAGGCAGACCACUGGGUACGGCAACGGGAUUUGCAACGAAUCCUGCGGGGUCAGGACACGGGGCACCAGAUCAUUGAGAUGCUGAAUGCGGAUCGCACCCUACGGAUCGAAAUGGUUUUAGAUCCGUUUCCUCAACUGAUCUUCACACCUCCUCAGGAGGGCAGGUGGUACAGAAACAACAAAGUCAAGGCCGUGUUGGGGAAGUGCGUGAAAAAGACUAAGUGCCCGAUAUUAAAGGCACAGAGGAAGUUGGGAAUCUCGCAGUUUGCUGGGGUCCGGGAGCCCAAGGACCACAAGGACCACUUGGAUGGUGAACGUGCAGGGGAGUACUACGCGCUGGCGGGAUUCCUAAGUUUCGUGAACCCAAACUUUUUGGCCAGGAUCACGCUGGGCUUGACCACCACGGCAGUGGGUCACACAGCGCCUGUGAUCCUGAGCUUCUUGACGGGCGACAAUCCACAAUACUACCUGCCCCAAAACUCCAUGCAGCUCAGGAUCACCUUUACCAACAGUUCCAUUCUAGCACCAGCCUUCGCCUCUUUUGAGGAGGAGUUAGUGACCAACAUGACCUAUGCGGAUCAGAUGCACGAGGCCUCCCAGUCGGUCUGUGGCCGUCUCUUUUUGGAGCUUUACACGGACUUAGAGAUGGGAUUUCCCGUUCCCGUCGGUUGCUACGUGGACACCAACCGCUACGGUUCGGAGGGACGCGUCAUCGCCAUCUACGUCCUCUUUGAGGCGCUCAAUGGGCUGAAAUCGCAAACGUCCUAUACCAUCGUGAUGAACGCCAAGCUGCAGGUUCCCAUGUCGCUGGAGGACUACGCUGCACUGGAGGAACACUUGCUUGAAGUGGUGACGUUGGAUGACAUCAAGUUGAAGCCUGAGGGAGUGGUGGAUGUCGGCUAUGUGAAUCCAGACAAGCCCAUGCAACGAUCGGCAGAUCGUACUAACACGAGCACUGACAUGCGCUGGUACCAGGGAGGCUAUGGCGGCAUCUACCUACAGAACUUCGCGGUGAACGACAUUUUGGAUGCGCCCAAGCCGGCCACCGAAGACGCGGUGUUGAACGUGCAGGACAUGGCUGCGUUGGAUGAGCUGGGUCUCUCCUUCGUGAUUCGCGGCGAAGACACCGGACGGAUUGUCCAGUCGUCUCUACUGCGAAUCUACCUGUGGCCCUUGACCAUCUGGGAUUUCGACAUCCGACAGCAAUGUCAGGCGAACUGCCAGCCGCACUAUGCCACCAGUGCAACUUCUACGGUGGAUUGCAAGCUGGAAUCCGCCAUGUCCCUAUGUGAAGACUUUGUGCCGCCACUGCAGCAACAGUGGGUGGACACCCGCGGGCGCGACUGCACCUGGUACGCGCAGCCCGGGCUUUGUAACACGGAUGGGGAGUUCUACACACCCAGUCACGGCUAUUCUGCCCUCUACUCCUGCUGCGUUUGCGAGGGAGGCGUCCGCUCCAACGCCAACGUGGUGCGGCUACGGCUACCCAACAGGAUGGAUCCGGCCUUCACUUCUGAAGUGAUGCACACCAUCCGCUUCUACCAGGCGAGACCGUUGCCCAAGAGAGGCUUCUUUCCGAUGCGCAUGGGAGCGCAGAUCUCAACGCCCAACGACGGCUAUCCCGACUACACCACCGUGGCCGGGCGCAUGGUGCAGUUUCUGCCUCCUCAAGCGAGUUAUGCCUCAGUUGUGGGCUCCUUAGUCGGCGUCGAAGGAUGGGGCAACUUGAGGCAGUUCAACUCCGACCCUGUGUGGAACAACAUGUACAUUCGGCUCCAGAUGCCUUUGACUCUUCGCGGGGUUGAAGGUGAUGAUCUCCACUCCCUGUGGAGAAGCACCGGGAGUUUUGAGGUGGUUCUGCCUCCAGGCUACAAGUGUCUGCAUGCGGAACGUGCCGUCGGCCCCAUGGAUGGCGACAACGAGGUGCGGAUGCCGUGGCUGCCGAUCGUCUCUCCGCAGGGGAAGGGCCUUCUGCCGGGCGCGAACGUCCGUGAGGGCGGCAAUACGAGUGCCCCGGGGGUGAUUUGGCCCACGGGCGAUUGGGAGUUUGAGGACAACAAGUGCAUCUUCUAUCUGACACCCGACAUGACACUCUACGAUCGCCAGCGCCUGUACCUCUACAUCUGGGCCUUAAAUCCCACGCGACCCAUGCCGCGCGACGACCCUGAGAACGUCUGGCAGAUCAACUUUCGCUCGGCGGGUGACUGGGGCAUUCCAGACAACCACAAGAUGCCCUGUCAGCCGUAUCUCCCUCCCUUCUGCAAUGACACGGGAGAGUUGUACUGGGUGAACCCCUUUUCCUUUCCCAUGCUCUUCCGGGACUACUCGUUGAUGUAUCCCAACUACACCGACGUUGAGCAGAGCCUAGGCCCCUAUAAUUUCACCGUGCCGUCGGGAGAGGAUCAAUACUUCGUCACCAACUUUGCCGUGUUGGGUGUCUUGAGGCAAACCAUUGCGCAGCCCCCUUCGCUUGUCCUAGGCUCCAGGACCAGCAUGCAGCUCUGGUUCGUGGCCGAGCUGGGCGCGGAGCGCGACGGCUUUGUCGCAGUUCACUCGCCCGGGGGCUUCGACUUUUCGAAUCCUUGUUCAGCAAGAGAUCUGCCGCAGGAGUACUACUCCAGCUUUGGGCCUCCAGGUGCCGUGGUGCCUCAGAGGGUCUGGCCUUUGGAGGACAUGGGCGAUUGCAAUUUGGGGCCGCCCCCAAGUUGGCAUCCGAAUGGGAACUAUGCCAUGAUCAAAGUGGCAGGCUCGGUGAUUGCGGAUCGCCUCUACGGUUUCGAGAUCGACAUCGACUUCCCGCAGAUCUUCUUAACGCAGAACCACAGCGACGAGUACUGGGCGUUCCACAUCAGCGUGGUGGACGGCUUUGGCUUCGGUCGCGACUCCACCUACAUCAGUGCCUCCUUCCAGCCCGACGUGGAGGGGCCGUGGGACUUCUAUCAGAUCUUGCCCAUGGUGAACCCAAUCCCAAUUGGCCUGGACAUGCGGGGGACCUUGGCUGUGGCGUCAUGGUGUCAUGGAAGAGAUCUGGUCUCUGAAUUUGAUGAGUUGUGA